CCCAAACCAUCUACCAUUCAGAUUUAGCUCUGCAUGUUCAAGCUUUUAAACAGAGAGAAAGAAAAAGAGAAACCUGCAGUGCAGCAAACAGAACACAACACUUUGUUGCUGACAUUUAAUCUUCUUUCCCAUCUCUCACUCAGUAUUUCUUCUGCCAUAUCUCUGUUUCAUAAGAUUUACUCCAAAUGACAACUCCAUCUCUAGCAGUCUCUCUUCUUCUUUUGUCCCUCCUCCUUUCUGGGGCUCAAGGGAUUCGAUUGGAGAAAGGAUUCAUCUCUGUUACACAACAGAAUAAUGAUAAUAAUUUACAAGAACAGGAAACUGCUUCAAUCAAAAGAAGUGCUGGUCCAGGAGAGUCCAGCAGUCUCUGCAAAGAUGGUGGAGACUGUUCAUCAUCAGGAAAGACUAGAAAACUAAUCUCUAAGACAGCCUCUAGUGCUGCUGCCACUACCACCACUUCAAAGAAUGACAAGGAUGAUGGAGGGAACAGAGGUGACCUGGACCCAAAAGGUGAAAGGGUCAAUAAUAAUACACAGCCUGGUGGGGAAGAUGGUGAUGUGAAAGCUAAGUCAUCAUCGGUUAUUUCAAAGCACCAGGAGCAGGAGGCUGCAGCAGCCCACCAAGUCCAACACUAUCCUGACCUCACAGACAUGACUGAAAUGGACUAUUCUCCAGCAAGGAGAAAACCUCCAAUACACAACUGAGUCUGUCUGAGUGUAGGGAAAACCCAAAAAGACAAAAAUAAAGAAAACACACACAGAAAGUGAUCCAAGUCAGUCAGUGUUAGACAAAUAAAAGAGGAAUAUUAUAUUAGCUAGAGAAGUUGGACAGCAUUACAGAAAUGCUGCAGAAUUUUAGGGCUAGGAAUGAAUGAUUUUGUGUACAUAGUAGUAUAUUCUAUUGGGAUUUUGUUAUAACUUGCUUUUAAACUAUGGUUUGGAUGAUGGAGUGAUGAUGGCCACUUUUAUAAGGAAUAAUAUUUUUUGUCGUAACUUAUAAAGA
Prunus avium (sweet cherry) is the source of this 1002-nucleotide messenger RNA. RefSeq lists its product as uncharacterized. Lineage: Eukaryota; Viridiplantae; Streptophyta; Magnoliopsida; Rosales; Rosaceae. The record is from RefSeq and is a predicted model, not a curated record.